Fusarium keratoplasticum is the source of this 501-nucleotide messenger RNA. RefSeq names its product Cupin-2 domain-containing protein. The coding region runs from base 1 to 501 and encodes 166 amino acids. Lineage: Eukaryota; Fungi; Ascomycota; Sordariomycetes; Hypocreales; Nectriaceae. The transcript is spliced from 2 exons. The record is from RefSeq and is a predicted model, not a curated record.
AUGGGUCUUGGCGCCAAAACUCCUCUUCGACGUGUGGUCACCUACCACAAAGGUGCCACCUCCGCACUGCUCUCUGAUAGCGAGCUCCAGCCAGUCUCGGCGUUCGCCAGUGACGCGGUUACUCUCUGGCAAAAUUCCAAAUACCCUGCCGAACUCGUCGACAAAGACCCGGUUAGCUCCAGCCCAGUCAUCUACACCCCUGGAUCUCUCAUCCGGGUUGUGGAUUUCCCAGCAAACUCCAAGGGGCACAACCAUAGAACUGCGUCCCUCGACUAUGGUAUUGUGUUUGAGGGAGAACUAGAGUUGGUUCUGGAAGACGGUUCGCGUACCAUAGUCCGAGCGGGAGAUUUGGUAGUGCAGCAAGCUACUAUGCACCAAUGGAAUAAUUUGACCAAUAAGCCAGCUCGGGUCAUUUUUGUUCUUUUGGCAUCUGAAAGGACUGUCAACGGCGUGGAUGUGGGUGAAGUUGGUGUCCCAGAGAAAUACCUUCCUCAGCACUAG